AUGGCCGAUUACAUACCCGAGGUUGAAAACGAAAAAGAAAAAGAAAAGAGUCAGUCUUCUAGUUCUAAUGCCAAUGACUUUUCAAACAAAGAAAUUCCAAUCCAUCCUUUCAUUCCAAAAGCCCCAUUCCCACAAAGAUUACUUCCAAUUAAAAAAGGUGGCCAAUAUAAUGACAUCUUAGAAGUUUUUAAACAAGUUAGUAUCAACAUCCCUUUCUUAGAUGCCAUUAAACAAAUUCCUGCCUACUCCAAAUUUUUAAAGGAUCUUUGUACUGUUAAGAGAAACACUAAUGUUCCUAAAAAGGCGUUUUUAACUGAACAAGCUAGUUCCAUUAUCCAAUAUAAAAGUCUUGUUAAAUAUAAAGAUCCUGGGUGUCCCACAAUUUCAUGCAUUAUUGGUGAUCAUUUUAUUAACAAAGCUUUACUUGAUUUGGGUGCUAGUGUGAAUUUGUUGCCUUAUUCUGUUUAUAAGCAACUUGGUCUUGGUGAGCUAAAACCUACCUCUAUAACUCUUCAAUUAGCCGAUCGUUCUGUGAAAAUUCCUAGAGGCAUUAUAGAGGAUGUUUUGAUAAAAGUUGAUAAAUUUUAUUUUCCUGUUGACUUCAUUGUUCUUGAUACUCAACCUGUGGAAAAUAUGCAUGCUCAAAUUCCUAUCAUUUUAGGUAGACCAUUCUUAGCUACAUCUAAUGCAAUCAUAAAUUGUCGUAAUGGUGUUUUGAAAUUAUCUUUUGGAAAUAUGACUGUUGAAUUGAAUGUAUUUAAUGUGGUUAAAUCUGUUGAGUGUGAAGACGUGCAUGAAGUUAACAUGAUAGAUAGUAUUUGUGAAGAUGAUGAAAAUGACUUACUUGAUUUUUGUGAAAAAUACUUUGGUAUGAACUUGCAUAUUGAUGACUUUAAUGAUGAUGUGAAUGCUUUGCUAGAGUCUAUACCCUUAAAUGAAACCAAAGUUGAACCUUUUUCACCCUUAGGUCAUGUUCAAUCAAUUUCUGAGUCUCCAAAGUUAGACCUUAAACCUUUACCAGAAAAUUUAAAAUAUGCUUUUAUAGGAGAAUCUGAAACUUUACCUGUUAUCAUAGCCUCCGCUUUAGAUAAAGAACAAGAAGAUAAGUUACCAUCUCAUUGGUCUAAGCAUGAUAAAUCUAAAUUUUAUUCUGAGGUGAAAAACUUUAUUUGGGAUGAUCCUUACUUGUUUAAAUACUGCCCUGAUCAAAUAAUUAGAAGAUGCAUUCCAAACUGUGAGGCGUAUCGUACCGCGUACAAAACACCCAUUGGCAUGUCACCCUACAGACUUGUGUAUGGGAAGGCGUGCCAUUUACCUGUUGAGUUAGAACAUAGAGCCUUUUGGGCAAUUAAGCAGUUAAACUUUUCUUUAGACAAUGCAGGUGUGAGGGUUGCUGAAGAAGGUUAA
Molecule: messenger RNA, 1407 nt
Organism: Humulus lupulus (European hop)
Lineage: Eukaryota; Viridiplantae; Streptophyta; Magnoliopsida; Rosales; Cannabaceae
Exons: 5
Coding region: 1-1407 (468 amino acids)
Source: RefSeq, a predicted model, not a curated record